Messenger RNA from Saprolegnia parasitica CBS 223.65, 2412 nucleotides. RefSeq lists its product as hypothetical. Gene Ontology annotation, molecular function: serine-type peptidase activity. The transcript has 7 exons. The record is from RefSeq and is a predicted model, not a curated record. Gene Ontology annotation, biological process: proteolysis. NCBI's taxonomy places the organism in Eukaryota, Oomycota, Saprolegniomycetes, Saprolegniales, Saprolegniaceae. The coding region runs from base 1 to 2412 and encodes 803 amino acids.
AUGACGGCGCAGCGCUGGCAGGGCUCGCGCAGUGACUACGCGCGGGCAGACGCGAUAUCCACGACGCUCCAGCACAAGGUCUUUCACGACAACGUCACGCCGCACUGGUCGUCCGACAGCGCCCGCUUCUGGUACCUCCGGGCCAUGCCGCCGCCGCAAGUGCCCGAGUUGCACUUUAUCGAUUGCCGCCAUGGCGUGCGCUACGUCGACGCCGCGCGGCUCCAGCUCGCGAUCGCGACGCACAUGGGAUUGCCCGAGGUGCAGCUCACGCGCGCGGCGUUCGUCGACGACAUGGCCCAUCUUGUGCGAGUGGCCGUCAUGACGGUGUCCGGUCUGCGCUGGUUCCUCUGCGAUGUACACUCGUACGAUGCGGAUAUGGAGCCCACCGACGCGUCCAGCGACAUCGCCUCCAAGGCCGAGGCCAUGGUCUCGACGAACGGCGGGGCCGAGAUCGACCUCGUGGUUGUCAACGCCUACAGCGCCCCGAUCGUCAUGCGCUGGGUCGACACGGACGGCGAAACCCAUGCGUACAGCGAGAUCCGCCCGGGCGGCGAGGUCAAGCAGCAUACGUACGAAGGCCACGUAUGGCAACUCGUCCACGCCGAGAGCGAUGCGAUCCUUGCGUGGUAUCGAGGCGCGGGCCAUAGCGAGCGCAUUGAACUUCAAGGGCCCGACGCCAUCAUCGCGUCCGAACUUGUCCCAGACGCUGCUACGCCCGACGACGCAUUCAAUGUCGUGGUCGAUGGCGUCGGCCUGACGACGGAUGGCAGCCCGCUCUUGCAGUACGACGACGCUCCGCGACAGCUCACGCUGCUUGAGAUGGCGGCGCAAACGACCGACCCGCGAGCGAUGCACGUCUCGGCGCGCGUUCAGACACACGAGUACCUCAAGCCGGGGGACCCUAUGCCAUACCGCGAGCCGCUAUUGAUCGAGAUUGCCACGAAGCGCGUCAUCGUUGUUCAGUCCCCUGAUCUCUUUGCUGCGAGCUAUAGCAACGCGCAGUGGCAUUGGCACCCGAGUGGGGACUGGGCCUUUUUUCUGCACGAUGCGCGCGGCCACCAGUGCCAGCGGCUCAUUGCCGUCCACGCCAGCACAGGACAGAGCAAAGUGCUACUGGAAGAGACCAGUGACACGUUUAUUGACCACCCGCGCACGUACCUCAAGUACUUGCAGACGUCGAACGAGCUGCUCUGGUCGUCGGAGCGAUCCGGCUACCGACAUUUGUACCUCUACACGCUGCCGUCGCGCUUCCAGGAACUCGAUCGUCUCUGCGGCUUCGCACUCACGCAAGGUCGGUUUGUUGUCUCGGGCGUUUCCGCAGUCGACGAGACGAAUCGCACGGCGCUCCUCAGCGUCCGCGGCUUUGAUGCUGACAUGGACCCGUACUACGUCCAGUACGUGCGCCUCGACCUCUCGACGCGGGCGCUCACCCGUCUGACGACGGCCGAUGCGACCCACGACCCACCUCACUUCUCGCCCGACAAGAGCGUCUACCUCGAUCGGUACUCGCGCGUCGACUUGGCGCCGAUCAUCGAGCUGCGCCGCGCCGACGAUGGCGCCCUCUUGUUGCACGUCGAGUCGGCCGACAUUGCUGCGUUGGUUGCGACCGGGUGGCAGCCUCCGAUGCGGUUCAACGCCGCGGGCCGCGACGGCACCACGCGCAUUUAUGGCAUUGUGGUGGUACCGCUGAUGACGACCGCGCCACCGUCCCGGCCGUUCCGUGUGAUUGAGAAAAUCUACGCGGGGCCACACGAUGCGUUCGUCCCCAAGAGCUGGAACCUCUGCCUCGAGAUGCGGGCGCUCGCAGAGCUCGGCUUUGCCGUCGUUCAGAUCGACGGUAUGGGCACGGCCCAGCGCUCGAAAGCGUUCCACGACGUUUGCUACCGCAACCUCCUCGACGCUGGGCUUCCCGACCGUGUUUGCUGGCUCAUGGCCGUCGCUGCAAAGUGUCCGAGGCUGCUCGACGUCGUCUCUGGGGUUGGCAUUUAUGGCGGGUCGGCCGGUGGCCAGAGCGCAGUCGCCGCCUUGUUGUUGCACGGCGACGUGUACCGUGUGGCCGCCGCCGACUGUGGCUGCCACGACAACCGCGUCGACAAGCUGUGGUGGAACGAGCUCUUCAUGGGGUACCCCGUGACCGCGUGCUACGCGGCCAACGCCAACGCGACGCACGUUGCGCGCUUGGACUCGCGGCGCCAGAAGCUCCUCCUCACGGUGGGGCUUCUCGAUACCAACGUCGACCCAGCGUCGACGUUUCAGCUGGCGCAGGCGCUCAUGGACGCCGACAAGGACUUUGAGCUACUGCCGUUCCCGCGUCUCGGCCACGGCGCCGGCGACAGCGCCUACGGGAAGCGAAAACGCAUGGACUUUUUUGUGCAGCACGUGCUCGGGACGGUGCCGCGCCAUGACGAUUAA